AUGGUCCUUGCGUCACUUCCGCUCAACAUGGCGUCCUCCGCAGGGGAAGACAGCGUGAGCGACUCUCAAAAGAAUAAAAACAACAAAAAGAACCAAAAUCAAGUGGACGAGAGCGAGCUGCUGACGGUGCCUGAUGGAUGGAAAGAGCCGACGUUCACUAAAGACGAUAAUCCCCGCGGUCUGUUGGAGGAGAGCAGCUUCGCCACGCUCUUCCCCAAAUACAGAGAGGCGUAUCUGAAGGAGUGCUGGCCCCUGGUGGAGAGCGCCCUGCAUGACAGCCACAUAAAGGCGACUCUGGACCUGAUCGAGGGCAGCAUGUCCGUCUGCACCACAAAGAAAACGUUUGAUCCGUACGCCAUCGUCAAAGCACGAGACCUGAUCAAACUGUUGGCCCGGAGUGUCCCGUUUGAACAGGCGGUUCGGAUCCUUCAGGACGACGUCGCCUGUGACAUCAUAAAAAUCGGGACGUUGGUGAGAAACAGAGAGAGGUUUGUGAAGAGGAGACAGAGGCUCAUCGGCCCCAAAGGAUCCACACUCAAGGCUCUGGAGCUGUUGACAAACUGUUACGUGAUGGUUCAGGGAAACACGGUCUCUGCUCUGGGGCCCUUCAACGGACUCAAGGAGGUGCGAAAAGUGGUGAUGGACACAAUGAAAAACAUCCACCCCAUUUACAACAUAAAGACACUGAUGAUCAAACGGGAGCUGUCCAAAGACCCUGAGCUGCGGAGUCAAAGCUGGGAGCGUUUUCUGCCCAAAUUCAAACACAGAAAUCUGACGAAGCGAAAAGAACCGAAGAAGAAGAGCGUGAAGAAGGAGUACACACCGUUCCCGCCUCCUCAGCCAGAGAGCAAGGUGGAUCAGGAGUUGGCCUCUGGAGAGUUCUUCCUCAGAGAAAGUGUCAAACGACGAAAGAAAAUGGAAGAGAUCAAGGUGAAACAGGCUGAAGCUCUGACCAAAAAACAAGAAGAGAGAAACAAGGCCUUCAUUCCUCCAAAAGAGAAACCGCUGAUAAAGAAAACCAACAAAGCGACGUCCGAAGGAAAACUGGACCUCGAGGCGCUCAAAGAAAAAGUGAAAAAGGCCAAAACCAAAAAACUGGGCGCUCCUCCAGUGAAGCCGACUCCUGACAGCUCCUCCACCGCCUCCACAGACAAGAAGAACAAGAAGAAACACAAAAGCGUAACGUAACGUGCCGACUCCGAUGAGCGCCGGAGCCGGACUGAACUGUGAAACACGAGACUGCGGUUUGGGACAAUGACGGGAGACACAACGGGAACAUUCUGGAAAACUUCACCCGGACACAAACCGACGGACACGAGGAUUCUGAUGUUUUUAUUUUGUUCUGUAAAGAAUCAGUAAAGUUGUUUUCAAAGUG
Boleophthalmus pectinirostris (great blue-spotted mudskipper) is the source of this 1375-nucleotide messenger RNA. It is a transcript of the gene krr1, whose product is annotated as KRR1 small subunit processome component homolog. The record is from RefSeq and is a predicted model, not a curated record. Gene Ontology annotation, molecular function: RNA binding. Gene Ontology annotation, cellular component: nucleolus; small-subunit processome. The transcript is spliced from 10 exons. NCBI's taxonomy places the organism in Eukaryota, Metazoa, Chordata, Actinopteri, Gobiiformes, Gobiidae. The coding region runs from base 1 to 1188 and encodes 395 amino acids.